UGUCCUUGAGCUCCCAUUGGACACAUUCGAUGUCAAUUUGAUGAGGAAUGUUUUCAAGAAUGGAGCCGCAACGUAACAUCUGCAAACUGUGAAGGUGCCGUGUUGAUUUAGACAUAACAGUUUACAUUGAUAAGGAAUCGUGAAGAACUGGUCGUAGAAAUGUAUGGUUUUGUCAAUCACGCCUUGGAACUACUUGUAUUACGAAAUUAUGGCGAAGACGUGUGGGAAGACAUCAAGAGGGAGGCACAACUCGAUGUAGAGGGUCAGUUCCUUGUCAGAAUCAUAUAUGAAGAUGCCAAAACAUAUGACCUUGUUGCUGCUGCAAGCAAAGUUCUCAAGAUUGAUGCAGGGUGUAUCCUACAGAUGUUUGGGAAGAUGUUUUUUGAGUUUUGCCAAGAAUCAGGGUAUGACACCAUCCUGCGUGUUUUAGGCUCCAAUGUCCGUGAAUUCUUGCAGAAUCUGGAUGCCCUCCACGACCACCUAGGUACCAUCUACCCUGGGAUGAGGGCUCCGUCCUUCCGCUGCACAGACGCGGAGAAGGGCAACAAUCUGAUCCUGCACUACUACUCGGAGAGGGAGGGGCUCCAGGACAUUGUGAUCGGCAUCAUCAAGACGGUGGCCCAACAGAUCCACGGCACAGAAAUAGAAAUGAAGGUGAUCCAGCACAAGAGUGAGGAGUGUGACCACAUCAAGUUCCUGAUCGAGGAGAAGGACUCGGAGGAGGAGGCCUUCUAUGAGGAUCUGGACGGCUUCGAGGAGAACGGCACGCAGGAGACCCGGAUCAGCCCCUACACCUUCUGCAAGGCCUUUCCCUUUCACCUCAUGUUCGACAGGAACCUGAUGCUUACUCAGUGCGGCAACGCUAUCUUCCGUGUGCUGCCGCAGCUCCAGCCAGGCAUCUGUAACCUGCCCUCCGUGUUCUCUCUGGUGCGUCCACACAUAGACUUCAGCUUCCAAGGCAUGCUCUCCCACAUCAACACUGUCUUCGUUCUGCGAAGCAAGGAGGGCCUCUUGAACGUGGAGACUUCAGAGAACGAGGACGAGCUGACUGGUGCUGAGAUCAGCUGCCUGAGGCUGAAGGGACAGAUGAUCUACCUACCCGAGGCGGAGAACAUCCUCUUCCUCUGUUCUCCCAGUGUGAUGAACCUGGAUGACCUGACGCGGAGAGGCCUUUACCUGAGUGACAUCCCGCUGCACGAUGCCACACGUGACCUGGUGCUGCUGGGAGAACAGUUCCGUGAGGAGUACAAGCUGACUCAGGAACUGGAGAUCCUAACUGACCGUCUGCAGCACACCCUUCGGGCCCUGGAGGACGAGAAGAAGAAGACGGACAGAUUGCUCUACUCAGUCCUGCCACCGUCAGUGGCCAAUGAGUUGCGCCACAAGCGUCCAGUCCCGGCCAAACGCUACGACAAUGUGACCAUCCUCUUCAGCGGCAUUGUGGGAUUCAAUGCCUUCUGCAGCAAACACGCGUCAGCCGAGGGUGCCAUCAAGAUAGUCAACCUGCUCAACGACGUCUACACCCGAUUUGACAUCCUAACCGACUCGAGAAAGAACCCCUACGUGUACAAGGUGGAGACAGUGGGUGAUAAGUACAUGACGGUCAGUGGGCUGCCAGAACCAUGUACCCACCACGCUCAGUCUAUCUGCCACCUGGCCCUGGACAUGAUGGAAAUUGCUGGACAGGUCAAAGUGGAUGAAGAACCAGUACAGAUAACCAUUGGGAUCCACACAGGAGAGGUGGUAACUGGGGUCAUAGGUCAAAGGAUGCCCCGCUACUGCCUGUUUGGAAAUACUGUCAACCUCACCAGUCGUACAGAAACCACAGGAGAGAAGGGAAAAAUCAACAUUUCAGAAUAUACUUACAGGUGUUUGCAGUCAGCAGAGAAUGCUGACCCCCAGUUUCGUUUGGAGUACCGAGGACCCAUCACCAUGAAAGGCAAGAAGGAGCCCAUGAAUGUGUACUUUCUGUCGCGCGAAAGUACUGAACACAUAGUUUGAUCAUAAAAGCAUUCCCCUUUCCCCAGUGGGCAAAAUGCAUAAAGGUGUAAUUUUGGGGUUCUACUUUGGUUUUAUGGGUUGAAGAGAUGUCAGAUAAACAAAUUAGAACCAAGAGAAUAUGUCCUUUUCUGGUCGCUAAAAAGAGAUGUUAAAAAAAAAAACGUUUUUACAAUCAAGCAUAAAACCGGACCAUGACGUACACCUGAACAGUUUUGCUCACUGGGUCACUUGUCAGUUUCAGGAAGCUGCUCUAUCUGAAGACAUAACAAUUUUACCAUCUAGAAAUAUACCUUGUUCUCUCCUUCACCAACAGUUAUUCUUAUUGUUGGUAUGUACAGUUGAAGUUGGAAGUUUACAUACACUUAGGUUGGAGUAAUUAAAACUAGUUUUUCAACCAGUCCACACAUUUCUUGUUAACAAACUAUAGUUUUGGCAAGUCAGUUAGUACAUCUACUUUGUGUAUGACACAAGUAAAAUUUUCAACAAUUGUUAUUUCACUUAUAAUUCACUGUAUCACAAUUCCAGUGGGUCAGAAGUUGACAUACACUACGUUGACUGUGCCUUUAAACAGCUUGGAAAAUUCCAGAAAAUUAUGGCUUUAUAAGCUUCUGAUAGGCCAAUUGACAUCAUUUGAGUCAAUUGGAGGUGUACCUGUGGAUGUAUUUCAAGUCCUACCUUCAAACUCAGUGCCUCUUUGCUUGACAUCAUGGGAAAAUGGGAAAAUCCAAAUAAAUCAGCCAAUCAGAAAAAAUGUAGACAUCCACAAAUCUGGUUCAUCCUUGGGAGCAAUUUCCAAAUGCCUGUACAAACAUUAGUACUCAAGUAUAAACACCAUGAGACAUUCUGUCUCCAAGAGAUGACUAUCGUUAUGUUUGGAGGAAAAAGGGGGAGGCUUGCAAGCCGAUGAACACCAUCCCAACUCUGAAGCACGGGGUGGCAGCAUCAUGUUGUGGGGGUGGACUGCAGGAGGGACUGGUGUACUUCACAAACUAAAUGGCAUCAUGAGGUAGGAAAAUUAUGUGGAUAUAUUGAAGCAACAUCUCAAGACAUCAGUCAGGAAGUUACAGCAUGGUCACAAAUGGGUCUUACAAAUGGACAAUGACCCCAAGCAUUUAAUUUUUCUUUUUUUUUACCUUUAUUUAAACAGGCAAGUCAGUUAAGAACAUAUUCUUAUUUUCAAUGACGGCCUGGGAACAGCACCUGUUCAGGGGCAGAACGACAGAUUUGUACCUUGUCAGCUCGGGGGUUUGAACUCACAACCUUCCAGUUACUAGUCCAACGCUCUAACCACUAGGCUACGCUGCCGCCCCAUAAUUCCAAAGCUGUGGCAAAAUGGCUUAAGGACAACAAAGUCAAGGUAUUGGAGUGGUCAUCACAAAGCCCUGACCUCAACCCUGUAGAAAAAGCGUGUGCGAGCAAGGAGGCCUACAAACCUGACUCAGUUAUACCAGCUCUGUCCGUAUUAAGAGGAAUGGGCCAAAAUUCACCCACUUUAUUGUGGGAAGCUUGUGGAAGGCUACCUGGAACGUUUGACCCAAGUUAAACAAUUUAAAGGCAAUGCUACCAAAACCUAAUUGAGUGUAUGUAAACUUCUGACCCACUGGGAAUGUGAUGAAUGAAUGAAAUAAAAGCUGAUAUAAAUAAUUCUCUCUACUAUCUGACAUUUCACAUUCUUAAAAUAAAGUGCUGAUCCUAACUGACCUAAGACAGGGGAUUUUUAAUAGGAUUAAAUGUCAGGAAUUGUGAAAAACUGAGUUUAAAUGCAUUUGGCUAAGGUGUAUGUGAACUACCAACUUCAACUGUAUGUUUGUUUCAAGUGACAAAUGAGUUACAUUCAUAGGUUUAAUUUAGUGUGAUAUGACACAGAUGAAGAACCUUUUUUAUGGAUAUACUGUAGGUACGGGCAGGUAUUGAAAUACAAUGUCAUGUAUUUUUUUUCUCUAUCCAUUCCAGCAUUUGAAGUAGUAUUUUACACUCAAAGUAUUCUGUUUUCUAUGUAUUUAUUGACUGAUGUUGUAUCUGUGCACUGAUUGUAUUUGUUAUUUUCAUUUGUGGUGUAACAUACAUGUAUAGGCCAAAAUGUAUAGUCCAAAUCAUAAUCUCAGCUGUGAAUUCCAUAUUCUGAACACUGAACUUUUGGUAUUAUGUAUUAAACACAUUAAAUAUUUCACUUAACCGUCCAAAUAUAUUUGAACACCAAUAUGCAGUGUUGUGUAGUUGUGAACUACACGUAGUUCAACAAGUAAUUCGACUACAUUUUGCAGUAGCUUGGUGGUAGUUGAACUAAAUUAAAAUCUAGGUAGUGUUUUCAGUAGUUAAUGACAUUCUUUGCCAUGUAGUGGUGUAGCUAACUGCUAGAAGCAAACACUACUCUUUUUGCAAAAAUAAAAUAAAAUAUGGGGGAGGUAGGCAAACAUUUACUUUCUUUUUCAGACCUCAGACCUGCCUAAUUCUCACUUGAAACAUAGUUUUUGUGUUUAAUAGGCUAAAUUACAUACUCUGUUAACAUAUGACCCCAAUGUGAUCUGUUCAUGCAAUUUGUAAUCUAUGACAUUUCAGACUUGCGUAUCGUAAUUUUCACGAUUUGGAUGUAGAAAACUACUUUUUCAAAGUGACUUGGGCUCCCGAGUGGCGCAACGGUCUAAGGCACUGCAUCUCAGUGCUAGAGGCUUCAUUACAGACCUUGGUUUGAUUCCAGGCUGUACCACAACUGGCCGUGAUUGGGAGUCCCAUAGGCGGCGCACAAUUGGCCCAGGUUCGGGUUUGGCUGGGGUAUGCCAUCAUUGUAAAUAAGAAUUUGUUCUUAUCUGACUUGCCUCGUUAAAAGUUAAGUACUAGAUUUGUGCUAGACGUGUGCUCCUAGAUUUUUCUCAAGGGUAGAUUUAGUGUAGCUUAACUUCUUCCAGUGUGAAGUAAUUGGUAGCUUGGUAAACUACUGUCUAUUUUCAGAGUAGCUUCACUAACACUGUCAAUAUGUUGUUCUGUAAGUGUAACAUUUAUUUUGAACUACACUCACCCAAAAUAUCUUGUUAAUGUGAAAGUGCGUCACAACGUGGAUACUAAUUGUGCAGGAGAAGACUAUUGUUUUUACACAAAUUAAUUCACUGGUUGUUUCAUUUAUGAUUUUUGUUGAAUAAAAAGAGGCUACCAGA
Molecule: messenger RNA, 5153 nt
Organism: Oncorhynchus keta (chum salmon)
Lineage: Eukaryota; Metazoa; Chordata; Actinopteri; Salmoniformes; Salmonidae
Product: guanylate cyclase soluble subunit beta-1-like
Exons: 13
Coding region: 160-2001 (613 amino acids)
Biological process (GO): cGMP biosynthetic process; response to oxygen levels
Cellular component (GO): guanylate cyclase complex, soluble
Molecular function (GO): guanylate cyclase activity; heme binding
Source: RefSeq, a predicted model, not a curated record